CCACUUGGUCCAACCGUUGGACCAACCACUCCAUGUGCAACAAUCCACUGCAUGCACGGUUUCACCACCAUCGGCAACCGAUUCGGCAGCUUUGCCGCCAUGACGGCGUCAUCUAUCGUCAGGGAUUCGACGUCAUGGUCAAGACUUGAAGAGCUCGACCCGUUGACGUUCGCGGACUUCCAAUGGAUGCCCCUUCCCCCGUCCGGUCGAUUUAUGAAACCGCAUUGCAACGUGCUCAUGGCACAAUUGCAAGAUUACUUGCACACUGCAGUACCAGCUCCGUUGAUGGACGCCGGAGUAGAGGUUGUCGACCUUCACGACUACGUUAUGAAGAUCGACCGUGAGUUCAAGACACAACGGUACGACGACAUCGACACGUCGUUGUUGUACAUAUGCAUUCAGAUCGGAAAGACGACCUGCAGCGCUUUGAUCGAUUGCGGAGCUACUCACAACUAUAUGAUCGAAGACUUUACGGUACGCGUUGGCCUUGGGCCAUGCGUUCGGAGGAAGUCGCAGCCCACGCAAGUCACGUUGGCCGAUGGUCACACGCACAAGUCAAUCGACCGGUGCAUUGAUGUCGUCCCCGUGUACUUCGCCCCACGUGCAAGCGAGGGCGUGUCCUUCGAUAUUUUGGACACCAAGUUCGACAUGAUUUUGGGUAUGUCAUGGUUGCGAAGCGAGGAUCACCCAGUGAACUUCUACUGCCGCACUGUUCACAUUCGUGAUCGGAACGGAGUACUAGUCCCAUGUACGGUGCCUCCACCUCAUGCUUCGAUCAGCUGUCAGUGGUAUCCGCCGCAAGCAUUCGAGCUUCCAUCACCCGGGACGACAUCGAGAAGAGGCUACGGCGACGUGUUCGAAACCCCGCACGGAGUAGUACCGGAUCGGCCUAUUUGCCACGAGAUCAUCCUCGAGGCCGGGGCCGUACCUCCGCGUGGUUGCAUCUACUGCAUAAGCGAGGAAGAGUUAAGUGUGUUAUGGGCACAACUCGACGACCUUCUCGAGAAAGGCUGGAUUUGGCCUAGCUCCUUGCCAUACGAUGCCCCUGUUCUCUUCAUUCAGAAGAAGAACAAGGACCUGCAGCUGUACAUCGAUUAUCACAAGCUCAACGCGCAAACCGUCAAGAACAUCGGCCCUCUCCCGCUCAUCGACGACCUCCUCGAACGGCUGGGCGGCACCAAGUUCUUCUCCAAGCUUGACCUCAAAUCGGGAUAUCACAAACUCGAGAUCCGGCAGGAGGACCGCUACACGACCGCGUUUAAGAUGCGAUAUGGGCAUUUCGAAUGGCUGGUUAUGCCUUUUGGCCUUACGAAUGCCCCGACCACAUUCCAAACGGUUAUGACAACGGAGUUCCGACACAUGCUAGAUAGAUUCGUACUCAUCUACCUCGAUGACAUCUUGGUAUACAGUCGGAGUUUGGACGAGCAUGUGGAGCACCUGCGCACCGUUUUGGAGCGACUACGACAAGCCAAGUACAAAGCCAACCACAACAAAUGCGAAUUCGCGUGGCAGGAACUGGACUACUUGGGACGUUAUGUGACGUCGCAAGGCAUCCGUCUGCUUCCGCACAAGAUCGAGGUCAUUCGCGUAUGGCCCGCACCCACCAACACCACGGACGUUCGCUCAUUCAUGGGGUUGGCGGGCUACUAUCAACGCUUCAUCACCGGGUACUCAAGGAUUGUCGCACCUAUGACGAGAUUACAAUCGCCAAAGGUGUCAUUCGUAUUCGAUGACGACACACGCCGGUCAGUCCAAGCACUUAAGACGGUCAUGCUCAUGGCACCCGUCCUUAGCAUCUACGACCCCACCCUGCCAACAAGAGUGACAACUGACGCUUUUGGCUAUGGCAUUGGGGCGGUCUUGGAACAACACGACGACGACGAUUGGCACCCCGUGGAGUAUUUCAGGCACAAAGUGCCUCCCAUCAAUUCCCUUGAUGAUGCAAAGAAGAAGGAGCUGCUCGUGUUCGUGAUGGCUCUCAAGCGAUGGUGGCACUUCCUCCUUGGGCGUCGUAGGUUCACAUGGGUCACGGACAACAACCCGUUGACCUACUACAAGACGCAGGAUACAGUGAGCAGCACGAUCGGAUGAUGGAUGUACUUCAUCGACCAAUUUGACUUCACGACGAAACAUCUCGCCGACCUCUCCAAUCGCGCAACAGAUGCAU
Molecule: messenger RNA, 2167 nt
Organism: Chara braunii
Lineage: Eukaryota; Viridiplantae; Streptophyta; Charophyceae; Charales; Characeae
Source: the annotation of a GenBank genome assembly